This is a messenger RNA of Nerophis ophidion (straightnose pipefish), 3202 nucleotides long. RefSeq names its product adaptor related protein complex 5 subunit beta 1 (gene ap5b1). Gene Ontology annotation, cellular component: lysosomal membrane; AP-type membrane coat adaptor complex. The transcript has 3 exons. Bases 138 to 2918 code for a protein of 926 amino acids. The record is from RefSeq and is a predicted model, not a curated record. NCBI's taxonomy places the organism in Eukaryota, Metazoa, Chordata, Actinopteri, Syngnathiformes, Syngnathidae. Gene Ontology annotation, biological process: endosomal transport.
GAGAACGCGGAGAAACUGCUGAUGAUGGAUGAGAGUGACAACAAACAACGUCCAUGUUGUGUUAUGUUAUCUACACGCCACGUCUUUAAUAAUAAUACACCUUUGGACAACUAAUAAGUAGAGAAUUUGAGUUUGUGAUGGCGGAAAAGUGGACCAAGAGAAUUGCUGCUUUCUUCCGUAGUCCUUUUAUGUUUGUGUCUUCCUCAUCAGCAGAUAUUUUCCUGGCGGAACUACUUCGUGAACUCCGAGAUGACAAAGUCCACUACAUGACUAAAAUCCUCCUGCUGUCGCCACUAUGCGAGCAUCCGUCCCUCCUUUGCUCCUCCCAAUCUGUGGGUGAGGAGACGGUCCUGGAGCUCCUGUCUCUUUUCGUCCAGUGUCCGCCCAAAUGCCCGGCGUAUCGCACCCACCUCCUCAUCGCCCUCACCUCCGUCUUCAUCUGCACCUCCUGUGUGAGCCGACAAGGUCAGCUCUGUGAGGACUUCCUGGACGUGCUCCUUCAGGUGGUGCAGGACACGUCCGACUCGCCAGCCGACCCUUUGCUGAAAGCCACAGCGAGCGAAUGCCUGCGAGAGAUGGAGACGUGCUGUCCAGGACUCAUGUCCCAGCACCUGGAGCUGCUCGCUGGACUUGGGACAAAAGAAAGUUCCAGACUUCACCAGCCUUAUACAGGACUUCAUACUCUGGUGUUGAGGAACUGUGUGUAUAGACUGGCCCUAGACCCCGCUUGUGGCGACGAGCAUCUGCAAGCACUGUUGGGGGUAAAUCCAUUUCCCAGCCCGGAAGCAGAGCCGGGAGAGGAAGGAGCGAACAAAGACUUGGUGGUCUUGUCCUCCCUCCUCAUGGACCACAUGGACACCGUGCCCGUUCUUCAGGUGGGGCGAGACUCCAAGGAUCUGCGGUGCAUCUUGUCUUCCAUCCUGGAGAAUAGUUUUCUUUUCACUCCGCUGUGUCAAGCGACCACUCUCCACAGACUGAUGGAGGUGGUUGCCAUGGUGCCGGCUGUCCCGCCGUCCAUAUUCCGGUCCCAGCUGCUGCGGCUGCUCGGCACCAGUGAGGUGUGUCUUCUCCACAGCACCCUGCUGAUGAAGUGCGCGUACACGGACAGCCUGUUCAGCACCGACGACGAAGCAUUCCUCCUGAAGCGUUUGGUCGUUCUCUCCCAACAUCCGCUGCUCAAGAAACCCGAGAAGCUUUUCUUCAUGGACUACAUCUUGCAUUUCCCCGAGAACCGACCCAUCGGCUGUGGGAGCGGUCCGGAAAGCGUCCCCGUGCUGCUGACGCCCCACUUGGGCAGCACUAUGGCGCCCACCGUGCUGGACGACGACGCUUCCAUGCUGGCGCGCUUCAACCUGCUGGCGCUGAUCUACCAGGAGGAAGACGGCGGCGAGGAGAGCAAGGGGAUGUUGUAUCUCCACCAACACGUCGCCUCGCUCCUCCGCCUCGUGGAAAAAGGAUGCGGCAGAGAAAUGUCAGUCACCUUUUUUCGCGCCGUCUUCCUGUUUCUCACCUACUUUUGUCCCGUGGGGAAGUACUCUCGCAGCAUCGCAGAUGGACUCUGCGAGCUCUAUCGGCGUCGACCGCGCCUGGCGCCAAACAUCAUCAACUUGGCCGACCGGACGGUUGACGUGUUCCCCGAAUGCCGCUGGGCUGCGCAGCUGUGCAGGGCCCUGCAGGGAGUCAUCGUUGAGGCUCCGCCCUCUCACCUGAGCUGGCAAGACCUCACCUGGCACCUGAAGGUGUUGGCUCGGGUGGCGGAAGAAGACCAAAUCCCUCAGCAACGCACCCUCAGCCUUCUUUCCGACAUGCUCACAGCGCCAUCGUCGCCGUUGCGGACGAGUGCCGACUGGCGUCUGGGAAACGCCGUGCUGGAUGUUUGCCGGCGCCUGAUGACACACGCCAGCCUGAGCUCGCUGUUCGUCACUCUGGCCGACAUCCUGCAGCGCCUGGCACGUUGCUACGGGGACUCGGACAUUGAGGAUCACGCCCGACUUUACUACACCCUCCUGACGAGUCUGAGCAAGGAGAAGAUGUCUGGCAUCUUGGCGCAAGGUGCGCGGGAGGAGGGCCAGCAGACCAAGCAGCGCUCGCUGUCCUGCAUCAUGGCGGACGGCGAGAAGCUGAGCGUUCACCCGACCCAUCAACACGUGUUCAGGCUGGACGAGGUAAGAAACCAAAGCCACCUAGAACGGGAGACAUUUCCCGAGCGGACAGACGGCGCUUCAGGACUUGAAGCCUACAGAGAUCAAUUCAAGGACCCUCGCUUUGGCUCCCAGCUGUCUUUAUUCUAUCAUCUCCGCCCCCUUCCCAGCAUGCCCUGCUUCCAUCAGCUUUUCAGCAUCCGCCUGCACUUCAGCUUCAGGGAUCAUCCCUGCCAAGACCUCAGCGACAUCCAUGUCCCCUGCCUGUUGGCGGGAAGGACAUCUCCCGUGGUGGAGCUCAGGCUGAAGCCCCGGUUGCCAGUCCCCACCGUCCUCCGCGCCAGCGCUCUGUUCAGCACCUCCAACGGUCUAACUUGGCACACAUCCCUGCCAGACGUCCACGUGGUCCUUCACCAGACCCUGAGACCUCUGCCCGUCCCCGACACUUGGCCCCCAGCAGACAAGCUGCAUGUCUUUGAGAGCCUGUGGGAGGAAAUCAGCCAGGAACAGAAAGAAGAUGCCAGGAGCUUGUUUUGUUGCCAGAUGCAACCAAAGGAAGUGGAAUCUUUGGUGCAGAAACACCUGCUUCCCUUUGUCGUAUCGGAACUUUCUGAGCAGGCCAAAGUCCGCUUGCUCUUUUUCAUUCCGCCACAGUUUCACAUCUUGAUGAAAGUGGCUUCAGAAGAAGACGCCGUCCACUUCAGUAUCGCCACAGAUAACUGGCGGCUGCUGCCUCACGUGACCUCCUUUCUGUGCACUUUGACCGCCAGUCCAUGAAACCUUUACUACUCAGUGACUGAACAACAACAACUUCUUCUGUAAUAAUCUAAAAGCUGUUGUCACACAAUCGGCCAUCCUGAAAACGUUUUAGAAGCCUUGACACUGACACUUCUUAGCGUGACGGAUAGGCGUGUCCCAAAUUGAUAUCUGUGUCGAUAUCAGCAGAAAGCGUAAGUAUCGGAUUAUCUGGGCUUGCAUGUCAAAUACAAGCAGUUUCCUAGUGCGAAGCUGGACAACCAGCUAACAUCCAAAUUUCCAAUAAACACACACGUUUAAUCUUU